Messenger RNA from Haliotis rufescens (red abalone), 10717 nucleotides. RefSeq names its product ubiquitin-protein ligase E3B-like. Bases 326 to 3520 code for a protein of 1064 amino acids. Lineage: Eukaryota; Metazoa; Mollusca; Gastropoda; Lepetellida; Haliotidae. The record is from RefSeq and is a predicted model, not a curated record. Gene Ontology annotation, molecular function: protein binding; ubiquitin protein ligase activity. Gene Ontology annotation, biological process: ubiquitin-dependent protein catabolic process; protein polyubiquitination. The transcript has 30 exons.
CUCUGUAUUCCAGCUGAAAAUAUUGACAUUAAUCGAAUAUAACUUAUCACGACCUUUAACAUUGUAUGGUCUUGCUGAAUAUCAUUCUAUGUAUAUAUUUAUAACUGACAAAGACUGAGAGACAUUACGACAUGUACAUAAAGGAUUCAUGAGUACCCGUGUGAAUCUAAAGUGGUUGACAUCGAGUGAUCUGCACCGCUUUGACAAAAAGUUGGUAAAAAAACGUCUGCCACUGACACCUUGCUCGGAUGAAGCAGCUGCACCCAUGGAUGUAGCCUGGAGAUGGUCUUCAGUAAUGCACCAGUGACUUGACAACUGAUUCAAAAUGUUUGCUAAAAUUGACACAAAGAAAGGUCAGUUUUUGGAACAGACCAAAGCAGCCAGAGCUGAAAGAGCACAGGAGAGGGUGAAAGAAAAGGCUGCACAAAAGAUACAGGCUGUGGCUAGAGGCUUCCUAUGCAGACAGAGGUUCAAGAAGGGAAUAAGCCACGAUGUUGACAAGCUUCUCCAGAUACCAGGUGACAAAGAGGAAGAAUAUAAACCCACACUCUUGCCGGCCCUUGAGGUGUUCCAGACCAUCAAGAAGUAUUUCUUUGCUGUGGACGAGGGGGACACAGUCAGGUUCGAGUAUCUCUGUCGCUAUCUCCUCAUCUCCGUGGACUCCGACAAUCUCAGGACAUCAUAUGUUUCGGUUGCCAUGACUAAGAAACAUGUGUUACCAUGGAUACAGCAACUGAAAGAUAUUCUAUGGAGAAGUUCUACCAUGCUUGGGUGUUUAAAACCCGAGAGCCACAACGACAUGAAGGUGAUCACGGUGCACCUCCGCCUCCUCAUCACGUUCACCAGCCCUGCAUCCUGGAAAAUACUCAAAGGAAAAACUGGAGAAGCCCUGACUCCUGGCAUGUCUCAACUCUGCAAUAACGUCAUGGGACACCUUAACAGUAAAGGCAUCUACAAGAUACUUCAAGGGCUACUGACGCGAGGUCUAGCUCGACCUAAGCCUGUCUUCACAAGAGCUACAUUGACUGCAAUCAUUACUCUGGCGUUGAGGCCGCUGAUGUCGGCCAACUUCUCGGACAACCUGUUGACGGUGUUCCUGCUGCACAUCCUGUCUGUCCCCGCCAUCAUCUACCACAUCUCCCACACGGCCCACGAGUGCAUGUCUUCACUGAUCACACAUCGGAUCUUCAAGCGGUGCUUGGACCUGAUGACCAAUGAACAGAGCACGCGUAUCAUCUUUAACUCACUGGAGGGAAACUAUGCCCUUUGUCUCAUGGCCAACCUGAUCCACCUGGGCUACACGGAGCUGGAGGGACUGGUGGAAAACACAUUGAACUUCAUGAUUGUUAUGAUCCGCUUACUUGAGAGCUGUAAGAUGUACGUCCAAAACAAGCGGUCGAACCUGACACACUGGCACCCUGUCCUGGGCUGGUUCUCCCAGAACACGGAUCAGAGCCUGCAUGAGGCAAUGCCGUACGUUGUGAAGCAGCUGCAGCUACUGUGGAGUGAGAGGAUGAUCCGCCUCUUGUUCUCCGUCCUCCUGGAGUACGUGGAGGCCACACAGAACAACUCCACGGCACACUCUCCCAGCUCACCCACCAGAAAUAUCCUGAAGAAAGCCCUGGUCAAGGCAUCGUCAUCAAAGACUGUCAACCCCAAGAUCAAACUGGACAGCUCCGUAGCGACGUCGACGUGCAUGCCGUGUGCCUUGUAUCGAACAGCCUUACAAACCCUCUCACAGCUCAGGUCGGACAUCCUUGGAGGUCUGAGCUAUAACGAAACCCUCCUGCCCAUCCUGUGGCGCUUCCUGUCCGACUUGGGCCCCAGUUGUGGGUUGAAGACAUUCCUGGAUCUGUUAGGCCAGGCGCCCAACUCGACCAUCCACCCCGUGUUCAGUCUCCUCACCCUCUUCUGUGAAACAUCCAGCCAUCUCAUCAUCACUCUGGAUGACAUGGAGAUGUACGAACAGCAGAAGGUAUUCAAGAUGCCCGACUUUGUCAAGAUGAGCGAGUUCCUCAACCUGUUUGUGUUCCGUGUCAUCUGGCACGGCCUCAUGGACAUCCAGACCGCAGGCUGGAGCGAUGUCUUUUCCUCGUCCUGGAACCUGCUGAUGAUCCUACACGAGCGUGAUGCUCGCCGCAGCUACACCCAGAACCACCACUGGCUGGUCCGGGACGUGAAGGCGAGUCACUUCAUGGGGGAGCUGGAGAGGGGCAGGAAGACGGUGCAGUUCCUCAUGCAGAAAGUCCCCCAUAUCAUUCCAUUCCACGAGAGAGUUAUAUUAUUCCGCAAGAAUGUGGCGAAGGAGAAGGAUGCCUUGGGUCUGACGGAGUCGGUGUGCACGUCCCCCCAGUCAACACUCAUCACCGUGCACAGGAGUCGCAUCGUUGAGGACGGGUAUCGUCAGCUGGCCCAGCUGCCGUCUCGAGCCAUGAAGGGGGUCAUCCGGGUCAAGUUCAUCAACGAGCAGGGGCUGGACGAGGCUGGUAUCGACCAGGAUGGAGUGUUUAAGGAGUUCCUGGAAGAGACCAUUGCCAGAGUGUUUGAUCCUGCACUCAACCUGUUCAAGGUGACCAGUGAGCAGAAGCUGUACCCCUCGUCCACAUCCUACAUCCAGGAGAACCACCUGGCGCUGUUUGAGUUCGUGGGCAAGAUGCUGGCCAAGGCUCUCUACGAGGGUAUUGUUGUAGACAUUCCAUUCGCCCCCUUCUUCCUGACGCAGCUCCUGGGGCGCCAACAGAGCUCCACCUACAGCUCGCUGGAUGAGCUGCCGUCCCUGGACCCGGAACUGGCAAAGAGUCUCACCUACAUCAAGCACUAUGAUGGAGACAUGUGUGACCUUGAGCUGACCUUCUCCUGUGACGAGGAUUGCAUGGGGCGGCUGGAGACGCACGAGUUGGUCCCUGGAGGGAAGGCCAUCUCCGUCACCAACGAGAACAAGAUCCGCUACGUGCACCUGAUGGCCCACUUCCGCAUGUACCGCCAGAUCAAGGAGCAGACCUUGGCCUUCAUCAGAGGGUUCAAGGCCGUUGUCAACCCUGACUGGUUACAGAUGUUCUCCGCCCCUGAGCUCCAGAAACUCAUCUCUGGGGACAACAUGGAGGUCGAUAUCGAGGACCUCAGGAGACACACCCAGUACUACGGUGGUUACCAUAACAACCACAAGGUGAUCAACUGGCUGUGGGAUAUCCUGGAGAAGGACCUCACAUUCCCAGAGAAGGGACUCUUUCUGAAGUUUGUGACCAGCUGUUCCAAGCCCCCUCUGCUGGGAUUUGCCAACCUGGAGCCACCCUUCUCCAUCCGGUGUGUGGAGGUCAGCGAUGACCAGGACACCGGAGACACGGUGGGCAGCGUCCUCAAAGGCUUUUUCAACAUCAAGAAGAAGGAUGCUGGUGGUCGCCUCCCGACGUCCUCGACAUGCUUCAACCUUCUCAAGCUCCCGAACUACUCCAAGAAGAGCAUUCUCCGUGACAAGCUCCGCUAUGCCAUUCACUCACACUCAGGAUUUGAAAUAUCAUGAUGUCAUCGUUCUACAUCUUCCUACCCAUCGACUUGCAUCUCAGCUGUUUAGAAGAAGAAGCUUUUGUUUUGGUCUUGAAAAUGUUUAAAUAAUGGAUUUAGAUUCGCUUAGGUCACAAGAUAUGGAGGGGGAAGUGGUAAUCAAAGGUGGUACCUGUAUCAGUGUGGCUUUCCUCCCACAUUAAGCUGAUGUGAUAUGAUAUGAUUGUUCAGAGCGGCAUUAAACCCACUUCACUCGUAGACACAUGUAUUUCAAUUUACGAAAUAUGAAUGCAAAUCUGAACCAAUUAUUUUGUUCAUUUUGAAUGCCUUAAAUUUUGGACUGAAAAAGAAAUUGUAUAUAGGUCUUCAGAAACAUACCCUCCAUGAAAGUCUUGUCCUGCUCCUACAGCAUGUAGUCUGAUCCCUAAUAGGACACUUGUCAAUACAACAGAGUUGCUUCCCUUUGCUGUGCUAGGAUGAUGGGUUCAAAUCCAAAAUUUUGCCUGUAAUAUUUGAUAUUGAAGCACCCUAGUUGAUAUUUUCCCAAGUUAUUUUGAGCGAUCCUAUCACUUUCAGCCAACAGUGUUAUUAUUUACUGUGCACCUUGUGUUCAGCAACGUUCAAAAGCACAUGUCACUCACUAUUGUUAACUAUUGUUGUUUUAGCCUCUCUAAAAUUGGUAUGAUGUCAUAUUAGGCCUAGGAGUUGAAAGAUGUACAUGUGUACUUUAGCAAUUCUCGUACUUACCAAAGCCAUGGAUUGUCAUAUAACGUAGGGAUGAUCCUAUUCCAACAGAUUCUGUCAAUACUGAUUAGACCACCUCCGUAGUGUAGUGGAUAGAGCGUCUUCAUUGAGAGUGGAAGGUCUUUGCUUCGAUACCUGACCACAUCAUACCAAAAGAUGAUGAAAGAGGAUAUUUGUUGUUACCCUGCCUUGUGCUCGGCAUUAAGGGGGUAAAACAUGUACUGGUCAGCUCGGAGUCAGUAUAGUGUGUCUGAGUGGGGUAUUCAUGUGAAAACUGCAGCGUGGUGUCUCAGGGGGCUAGCACGAUAAACCAGCAUUAGUCCGGACUAGGACAAGGCACCUCCGACCCAAUUCACCCACCCAUAAACACACGCACGCACGCACGCACGCAGGCACGCACACACACAUGCAUGUCACUAUAUAAGUGCAAUUGGAACAGUCUUGAGAGCACGUUGUUCAGCCCUAUUUCACCUCAUCUCAAACUUGAGCUUGACAAACUCCAGUUCUCAGUUCAUAUACUCAAGUCCAAUAAUCCCGCAGCUAGUAUUUCCUGGUAUGUACUCAGGUGAUGAGAUUCUUCCAUAUUCCCCGACAUACACACCACACUGAACCAUCUGCUUCACCUCCCACAGAUGAGAUUCUUCCAUAUUCCCCGACAUAAACACCACACAGGACCAUCUGCUUCACCUCCCACAGAUGAGAUUCUUCCAUAUUCCCCGACAUAAACACCACACAGGACCAUCUGCUUCACCUCCCACAGAUGAGAUUCUUCUCACAAUGUGUCGUCAACAGAGGCUGGAUGUUACUUUGGGUGUGUAUUGCACUGGUGUCUCAUGUUGUAAAUACAUUGUAGAGUUCAAGUGUGACAUGACACUUGGUUCCAGAUUGAAUGUACGGUAUUCCGGGGUGUCCUAUUUAUUGUGAUGUUACAGCGAGAUGAUCUAGUCCACACGUCCAUGUGUAUGUCGCCACGUAUGUAUGACACGUUUCCAUGGUGAUGGUGUCAAAAUGUCCUGUAAAAUCAGUCAACUUACAGUGGAACGUCCUUUCUCUGGAUCCUGUUAUUCCAGAAACCUCCCUUCCUUCUCAUGGGGAACUACGUCAAUGUAUAACACAUUCAGAUAAAUUCUUCAGAAAUGGUAUCGUCCAGAUUAACAAAGUUUCAUUUAUAAUGCUAAGUCUUUUCAGAACAGUGGAACAUUUUCACAUGACCAUGUCAGUUGCCUGAAACAGGACUUUUGAAGCAACAAAUACCGUAAAUCCUGGAAUAGACGCCUAAGUAGAGCCUUGUCACACAUUGGAUGGAAAAAAAAUGAGACAUUUGAAACAAAAUUGAAAAGCUAACCUUGAUGAAUUUCUCUGAGAACAGUAAAAGCUGCCUUGACUACGCUGGGUGUGAAGACCUGCUGUAAAUAAAAGCCCGGCAGUUAUUCAUAAACCUAAAUGUUGUACCAUAGAUCCUUGAUCUUGUGCCGCCAUUGUCAUGUUCACCAUGUGGCUGUUUAUGCCACACUGUAUAUAAUAAUCUACUGUAAAUAUAUGUUAUGUUUCGUCGAUCCAGGGGUAAAUACUACAUGUAGUCUUGACCCUAGAAAUUCAGACUAGUUACUGCAUGUCAUGGACAUGGACAGAUGAACCCUACCUUGUAGAGUUAGUGACUCCACACAUACACAAUAUAGAUGAACAUAUAUAUGCAAUGACGCAACUGGUGUACUAGUCCCUGUGCAGAGUUUAGUCCCCUGCUCGUUGCAGGAUCCGACGAUCAUGGUUUUGUGCAUGACUCUUGUCCUGGUGAUGGUCUUGGUUUGUCAGCACCAUACUUGUGUUUGUGGGUUUCCCCCAAGUGGUAAGUGCAUACAACCAGCAUUGCUAGCCUGGUGAGUUUUCUAAGCUGACAGGUGUAUCAGCACUUGCCAUGAACUUUGUAACCCCUGCACUGACUGUAGCCUAUUGUUACAUUGUAGUCAGCACUGACUGUAGCCUAGUGUUACAUUGUAGUCAGUGCUGACUGUUGCCUAGUGUUACAUUGUAGUCAGUGCUGACUGUUGCCUAGUGUUACAUUGUAGUCAGCACUGACUGUAGCCUAGUGUUACAUUGUAGUCAGUGCUGACUGUUGCCUAGUGUUACAUUGUAGUCAGCACUGACUGUAGCCUAGUGUUACAUUGUAGUCAGCACUGACUGUAGCCUAGUGUUACAUUGUAGUCAGCACUGACUGUAGCCUAGUGUUACAUUGUAGUCAGCACUGACUGUUGCCUAGUGUUACAUUGUAGUCAGCACUGACUGUUGCCUAGUGUUACAUUGUAGUCAGCACUGACUGUUGCCUAGUGUUACAUUGUAGUCAGCACUGACUGUUGCCUAGUGUUACAUUGUAGUCAGCACUGACAGUAGCCUAGUGUUACAUUGUAGUCAGCACUGACUGUAGCCUAGUGUUACAUUGUAGUCAGCACUGACUGUAGCCUAGUGUUACAUUGUAGUCAGCACUGACUGUUGCCUAGUGUUACAUUGUAGUCAGCACUGAUUGUAGCCUGGUGUUACAUUGUAGUCAGCACUGACUGUUGCCUAGUGUUACAUUGUAGUCAGCACUGAUUGUAGCCUAGUGUUACAUUGUAGUCAGCACUGACUGUUGCCUAGUGUUACAUUGUAGUCAGCACUGACUGUUGCCUAGUGUUACAUUGUAGUCAGCACUGACUGUUGCCUAGUGUUACAUUGUAGUCAGCACUGACUGUUGCCUAGUGUUACAUUGUAGUCAGCACUGACAGUAGCCUAGUGCUACAUUGUAGUCAGCACUGACUGUAGCCUAGUGUUACAUUGUAGUCAGCACUGACUGUUGCCUAGUGUUACAUUGUAGUCAGCACUGACUGUUGCCUAGUGUUACAUUGUAGUCAGCACUGAUUGUAGCCUGGUGUUACAUUGUAGUCAGCACUGACUGUUGCCUAGUGUUACAUUGUAGUCAGCACUGAUUGUAGCCUGGUGUUACAUUGUAGUCAGCACUGACUGUAGCCUAGUGUUACAUUGUAGUCAGCAUUGACUGUAGCCUAGUGUUACAUUGUAGUCAGUGCUGACUGUAGCCUAGUGUUACAUUGUAGUCAGCACUGACUGUAGCCUAGUGUUACAUUGUAGUCAGCACUGACUGUUGCCUAGUGUUACAUUGUAGUCAGCACUGACUGUUGCCUAGUGUUACAUUGUAGUCAGCACUGACUGUUGCCUAGUGUUACAUUGUAGUCAGCACUGACUGUUGCCUAGUGUUACAUUGUAGUCAGCACUGACUGUUGCCUAGUGUUACAUUGUAGUCAGCACUGACUGUAGCCUAGUGUUACAUUGUAGUCAGUGCUGACUGUAGCCUAGUGUUACAUUGUAGUCAGCACUGACUGUUGCCUAGUGUUACAUUGUAGUCAGCACUGACUGUAGCCUAGUGUUACAUUGUAGUCAGCACUGACUGUAGCCUAGUGUUACAUUGUAGUCAGCACUGACUGUUGCCUAGUGUUACAUUGUAGUCAGCAAUGACUGUAGCCUAGUGUUACAUUGUAGUCAGCACUGACUGUAGCCUAGUGUCACAUUGUAGUCAGCACUGACUGUAGCCUAGUGUUACAUUGUAGUCAGCACUGACUGUAGCCUAGUGUUACAUUGUAGUCAGCACUGACUGUUGCCUAGUGUUACAUUGUAGUCAGUACUGACUGUUGCCUAGUGUUACAUUGUAGUCAGCAAUGACUGUAGCCUAGUGUUACAUUGUAGUCAGUGCUGACUGUAGCCUAGUGUUACAUUGUAGUCAGCACCGACUGUAGCCUAGUGUUACAUUGUAGUCAGCACUGACUGUAGCCUAGUGUUACAUUGUAGUCAGCACUGACUGUAGCCUAGUGUUACAUUGUAGUCAGCACUGACUGUAGCCUAGUGUUACAUUGUAGUCAGCACUGACUGUUGCCUAGUGUUACAUUGUAGUCAGCACUGACUGUAGCCUAGUGUUACAUUGUAGUCAGCACUGACUGUAGCCUAGUGUUACAUUGUAGUCAGCACUGACUGUAGCCUAGUGUUACAUUGUAGUCGGCACUGACUGUAGCCUAGUGUUACAUUGUAGUCAGCACUGACUGUUGCCUAGUGUUACAUUGUAGUCAGUACUGACUGUAGCCUAGUGUUACAUUGUAGUCAGCAAUGACUGUAGCCUAGUGUUACAUUGUAGUCAGUGCUGACUGUAGCCUAGUGUUACAUUGUAGUCAGCACCUACUGUAGCCUAGUGUUACAUUGUAGUCAGCACUGACUGUAGCCUAGUGUUACAUUGUAGUCAGCAUUGACUGUAGCCUAGUGUUACAUUGUAGUCAGCAUUGACUGUAGCCUAGUGUUACAUUGUAGUCAGCACUGACUGUAGCCUAGUGUUACAUUGUAGUCAGCACCGACUGUAGCCUAGUGUUACAUUGUAGUCAGCACUGACUGUAGCCUAGUGUUACAUUGUAGUCAGUGCUGACUGUAGCCUAGUGUUACAUUGUAGUCAGCACUGACUGUAGCCUAGUGUUACAUUGUAGUCAGCACUGACUGUAGCCUAGUGUUACAUUGUAGUCAGCACUGACUGUAGCCUAGUGUUACAUUGUAGUCAGCACUGACUGUUGCCUAGUGUUACAUUGUAGUCAGCACUGACUGUAGCCUAGUGUUACAUUGUAGUCAGCACUGACUGUUGCCUAGUGUUACAUUGUAGUCAGCACUGACUGUUGCCUAGUGUUACAUUGUAGUCAGCACUGAUUGUAGCCUAGUGUUACAUUGUAGUCAGCACUGACUGGAGCCUAGUGUUACAUUGUAGUCAGCACUGACUGUAGCCUAGUGUUACAUUGUAGUCAGCACUGACUGUUGCCUAGUGUUACAUUGUAGUCAGCACUGACUGUUGCCUAGUGUUACAUUGUAGUCAGCACUGAUUGUAGCCUAGUGUUACAUUGUAGUCAGCACUGACUGUAGCCUAGUGUUACAUUGUAGUCAGCACUGACUGUAGCCUAGUGUUACAUUGUAGUCAGCAUUGACUGUAGCCUAGUGUUACAUUGUAGUCAGCAUUGACUGUAGCCUAGUGUUACAUUGUAGUCAGUGCUGACUGUAGCCUAGUGUUACAUUGUAGUCAGCGUUCACCAACAUUGUGUCUGCUAAUGUGUGUUUUACAUGUGAAUGAGUUAUCAGAUCAUGUCUAGAUGAAAGUCAAACAAAUUAUAGAGUACAUUGGGGUUUUUUAUUUUUGAAAUUGUAUACUCACAAAUGUCAUUCCUUGCACACUGCAAGUCAGUUUGUAGCUGCAGAUUCCAUGGCCCUGUAAUACCUCACAGUACUUCUAGUCGUAGCACCUUCACUUUAAUAAUUAUUCGUGUUCUCCACAUACUCUCUUCCUGAUCCGGAACUGCCUGGAUGUGUUUUUAGUCACUCCGAGGUUUACAAGAUCCACGAAGCCAUCGGUAUUUUAUUGCGUGUUCCUCAUCACCAACUGCUUCUAAGUUACCGCCCUGCUCGUUUUUAUACCCAUGGAUUCACCUGCUAGAAAAUAUAUAUCAUCCCUCCCUGGAAACAAUUCAUGAAUUUCCCGAUGUCAUGAAAGAAAUCCACUGUAUUUUGUUGAAAUGAUAUUUGAAGAAGAAAACUACUCUGGUUAUUGGUUGUAUCUGUCUCUAACUUCCCACACCGAUAACACAACCAUUGCACUUCAAAUGUAGUACAAACACCAAAUUGUGCACUUUUCUUUAACAACACAUCUUUUCAGUGGUAUACGACCCAAUUAAAGCAGGGCGGUCGGGUAGCCUAGUGGUUAAAGUGUUGGCUCGUCACGCCAAAGACCCCGGGUUAGAUUCCCCACACAGGUACAAUGUGUGAAGCCCAUUUCUGAUGUUCCCCGCCAUGAUAUUGCUGGAAUAUUGCUAAAAACAGCAUAAAACCAUACUCACUCACUCAUCCAAAGUCAGGUUUUUUUUGCCAACUGAAUGAAGGUGAGAAUCACACAAUAUUGUAUGGAUGGCCUGACUCCAUGUAUGGUGUGAACCUAUGUUAGUAAGGAGAGACGGGGGUAGGCAAGCAGGUCAAGUGGGCCCUCAUCAAGCUGGAGUUUCAUUCCCUGUGUUUGAAGCUCAUGCCUCUUGUGAAGUUCUACAAAAUCAGUUUAUGUUUGGUUAUUGCCAACACCAUGUUUACGCCGACAUUGGAGGACUGCUAGAUCUGUUGCAGGGUUAUGGAAUGUGUAGCACCUAGUCUCCUAGAGAGAACAUAUCUCAGGUUUGUGUUUUUUCUUUAUGACAUUCCGUUCAACUAUGGUGGCAAAGACUUACAUUCACUUUAUCCAUGGUGACAAGUUGACUUGAUUCAUGGUGACAAGUUGACUUCAUCAACCAUGGUGACAAGUUGACUUCAUCAACCAUGGUGACAAGUUGACUUCAUCAACCAUGGUAAAAAAGUUGACUUCAUCCUUGGUGACAAGUUGAUGUAACCAUGGUGACAAGUUGACUUCAUCAACCAUGGU